This is a messenger RNA of Asparagus officinalis (garden asparagus), 1030 nucleotides long. Its product is annotated as type I inositol polyphosphate 5-phosphatase 12-like. The coding region runs from base 325 to 729 and encodes 134 amino acids. NCBI's taxonomy places the organism in Eukaryota, Viridiplantae, Streptophyta, Magnoliopsida, Asparagales, Asparagaceae. The transcript has 2 exons. The record is from RefSeq and is a predicted model, not a curated record.
UUGCCAUCUCAUGAUACUCUCAGAGUUACCAUAUCUAUUCAUUUUUCGAGAAAGUUCUACAUCCACUUUGUGACACCCAUUUACUUUUUUUCCACGUCUAGAAUUUACAGAAGUGUAUAUGUGUUUAUAACGUGGAUCAUGGGAAUCAAAUAUUAUGGCUAGUCAGUUUGGCAGUUGCUUGAGCCAGACGAUGUGUUGCACUCAAUGAAUCCCAGGCUUACAUCGCACUAGCAUAUUGUGGGCCCUGGUCGUGACACACUUACGACCUACACACUUAUGACCUUGUCCACGUAUAUCCCAGCCAAAUGCCCAUAGUGAAAUUUGAUGACCUAUUGGACUCUUUCUGUCCUAAGAUCACAGGCACUCAACUUCUCAAGAGAGAAUGUCCAACCAGCAGUUGGUGUUGUAAACCCAGGCAAAAGCAUUGAAGUAUCUGUACACCAUGAAGAAAAUUCUACUCAAGAAGCAUUUGUGGACGGAAUUAUAAGUAGCCGACGGUGCGAAGACAUUAUGGAGAAAGAAGCCGUGCUGUUAGUGAAUGUAAUGGGUAAUUACUCGACCAAGCGAAUAACUCACCGGGUAAAUGUCCAUUGCUGUUAUUCGGACAGGCUGUCCAGUGGGGAAAAAGGAAUUUCUAAGAGAGUUCAAUCAAACCAUCUUGGUGCUGAUUUUGCUGCAGACCUGGAAAGUAACACAGAUUUGGUUCAGGACUCAUGUACAAACCCCUGAUCAUUGUACUGAUACUUCAUAAAAGAUGAAUUUUUUGGAGAAAUUGAGGUAACUUUAGAUCAAUUCUUUAUUCUUUUGUACAUAUUAGCUAACAUGCAAAAUGUUCUUUAGACAGUUGAUUUUGAUUGUUUGUAGGGCUAUAUUUGUUGGUUAUCUUAAAGUUCCUUGUCGAAAUGUAUUUGUUAGGUAUGAUCUUGUGUAUUUACACUUUGUAAUGAUGUGCAUAAGCUCUUGUAAGAUUUUUGCCCCUUUUUUCCGCCUACUGUAUAUUUGAUAGAGAACUGUAAUGAGUUUAUUUGAA